AUGGCCCGUCGUCCAGCUCGUUGCUACCGCUACUGCAAGAACAAGCCGUACCCCAAGUCGCGCUUCAACCGUGGUGUGCCAGACCCAAAGGUACGCUCCAUCGCAGAGGCGGCAGCCCGUUUGCCAUACACGCAGCAGACGCUGACAUCCACCCUAGAUCAGAAUCUUCGAUCUUGGACGUAAGCGUGCCAACGUCGACGAGUUUCCUACCUGCGUCCACCUCGUCUCCAACGAGUAUGAGCAGCUGAGCUCCGAGGCCCUCGAGGCCGCCCGUAUUUGCGCCAACAAGUAUGUCACGAAGAGGAGGAAGAAGGAUCGCAUAUUAGGACAGAGGAGCUGACAUCUGGAACCAGGUACAUGGUCAAGACCGCCGGAAAGGAAGGUUUCCACAUGCGUGUCCGCGCCCACCCAUACCACGUCGUCCGCAUCAACAAGAUGUUGUCGUGCGCUGGUGCCGAUAGACUGCAGACCGGAAUGCGUGGUGCUUUCGGAAAGCCAAACGGCACUGUUGCCCGUGUCAACAUCGGCCAGAUUCUCCUCUCCAUCCGGACGCGUGACUCCCGUAAGUAUCCGCGAGAAAGCAGCCUCGAUCUGUCCCUGACCCUAACAUGCUUUGACAGACCGCGCUACCGCCAUCGAGGCCCUCCGUCGCUCGCAGUACAAGUUCCCAGGUCGCCAAAAGAUCAUCGUCUCCAAGAAGUGGGGCUUCACUCCUCUCAACCGCGACGAGUACAUCGAGAAGCGCAAGGCCGGCGCCGUCCGUGUCGACGGUGCCUACGUCCAGUUCCUCAGCAAGCACGGCCCGAUCGAGUACAACGUGCGCCGCUUCCCAGAAGCCUUCGAGACCGAGGCAUAA
Molecule: messenger RNA, 856 nt
Organism: Lecanosticta acicola
Lineage: Eukaryota; Fungi; Ascomycota; Dothideomycetes; Mycosphaerellales; Mycosphaerellaceae
Source: the annotation of a GenBank genome assembly